Messenger RNA from Callorhinus ursinus (northern fur seal), 2856 nucleotides. Lineage: Eukaryota; Metazoa; Chordata; Mammalia; Carnivora; Otariidae. The record is from RefSeq and is a predicted model, not a curated record.
GAGCGCUCCAGGCCCGGCGGAUCCCCCUCAGCGCUCUCCCGGCCCCACCGCCCAUGGACUCCCCGCCGCGCCCGCAGCGCCCCGCGCCGCCUCCUCCGGCCCCGCGCCGCCCGCCGCCCGGGCCCCCUCCGGGCCCCGACACAGGCGAGGUCCUGCAGCAGAUCAUGGCCAUCACCGACCAGAGCCUGGAAGAGGCGCAGGCCAGAAAGCAUGCUCUGAAUUGCCAUCGGAUGAAGCCAGCUCUCUUCAGUGUGCUCUGUGAGAUCAAGGAAAAGACAGUGUUAAGCAUCCAUGGCAUUCAAGAAGAAGGUCCCCCCAGUGCUCAGCUCAUGAGGCUGGAUAACAUGCUGCUGGCCGAGGGGGUAUCCAGGCCGGAGAGGCGAGGAAGGGGAGGAUUGGCGGCAGCGGCCAACACAGCAACACCAGGUGGCUGUCCAAAUGACAAUAGCCUUGAGCACUCUGACUACAGGGCCAAGCUGUCCCAGAUCCGACAGAUUUACCACUCUGAGCUAGAGAAAUAUGAACAGGCCUGCCGUGAGUUCACCACGCAUGUCACCAACCUCCUCCGGGAGCAGAGCAGGAUGAGGCCCGUCUCGCCCAAGGAGAUCGAGCACAUGGUCAGUGUCAUCCACGGCAAGUUCAGUGCCAUCCAGAUGCAGUUGAAGCAGAGCACCUGCGAGGCUGUGAUGACCCUGCGUUCACGGUUCCUCGAUGCCAGGCGCAAGCGGCGGAACUUCAGCAAGCAGGCCACCGAAGUGCUGAAUGAGUAUUUUUACUCCCAUCUGAGCAACCCUUAUCCCAGCGAAGAAGCCAAAGAAGAGCUGGCCAGGAAGGGCGGCAUCACGGUCUCCCAGGUCUCCAACUGGUUCGGCAACAAAAGAAUCCGAUAUAAAAAGAACAUGGGGAAGUUUCAAGAAGAGGCUACCAUUUAUACGACUAAAAUGGCAGUCGACACCACCAAAGUCGGGGGCCUAGGGAGCCAGGCUAGCUGCCCAUCAACACCCAGCCCCGGUCCCUCUGGUCCCUUCCCGCUGACCAGUGCCGGGGAUGCGCUUAUCACCCUGCAGACACUGGCCUCUCUCCGCCCCGCCCCUGCAGGAGGCAGCUUGCGGUCCCAGGAGUGUACCCUACAGUGCCGGCUGACCCCCCACUGAUUUACCCGCAGCCCCUAGUUGGUGCAGGAAUGGAUGCCUGCUGGUGCCAUUUGGCAGGACCUGGUGCAGGGCGAUGCAUGUGCCAUCGCCACGGUAACCCUACAGCCCAUCUUGAGCACUGGGGCAGAGCAGGGAGCUCUGGCGCCACCAAAUGGCCCAGCCUCAUCUUGCUCUGUGCCUUCCCGGGGCCCAGUGCCUCAGGUAUGAUGGGUGGGGAGCUGAUAGACUAGGUCCUUCCUUACCCCUAGAACCAGCCCCAGGAGAUCUGGAGCUGCCUAAGUCCCGAUGGGGUUUCCCUGGACCAUGAGGCAGGGUCCUAUCCUCCCCACAGAGUAAGUGGGAAUGUCCUUGGUCUGGUGCGGACACCCCUCCUGUGCUGGGGGGGGCACAGUUGCUCUUUCAAGAGAGCCGUCCCGAGGGCUGAGGCCGUCUGGCCGGAAGCUAUCGCCUCCACCCGUGACCCGAGGAACGUCUGGGCUGCCCUUUGGCUUCCAGUCCCACGCCUGGACACUAGCCUGUCAACCCUCAGUCCUGUGGACGGACCCGUCCCUUCACCACCCACGGCCUCCUUCCCGGAACACAGGCCUGCGGGUGUCCAUCGAGGGCAGGGUAUCCCCCUGAGGUCGGUGCUCAUCCCAGCCGCUUCCAGUCGGAGGGGCCAGGCACCCCCGUGUCACGGGAUGAGGCAGCUCCCUCAGGAAUACAGCAGUCUGUCCGUCCGCUCACCUGACCCUGGCCUCUGAAGUGCAGGUGCCGUGGCAGCGCCGGGGGACACGUGGCGAGGGAAGAGCUGAGGCGGGGAGGGGCGAGGGGCAGGGUCCUUGGCCUGGUGGGAUCCGAUGAGGUAGAGGGCACUGGCCGGAGGGCUCAGCCUGUAAGGGAAAGUACUAGAGAGAGGAAGGGAAGGAGGAACUCGUGUGGCCUCCUGCCAGCUCAGGAGGAGCCGAGUGAGGGUCACAUGCAGGGUGUGACGUCUGCACACCUGGGAGCAGGUGGCUCGGACAGAAGCCACCCUGCAGCGCAGGUUGGGAAGGGGAGUGGCCCUGCUCUCGUGGGCUGCAAAAGGCCUCGCCACGGAGCAGACCGCCCUCGAAGAGCCAUUUUCAAUGAUGUUUUCCAUUGCAGUUGGGGGGGGGGGUCCUGUGGACAAAUAUCCCAAGACCGCAUGUACCCGCCACUGUCCCCACACCGCAGACAGAGCCCCUGUGCCUGGGAGCCGUGGCUGCUGCCCUUCUGGCUGCCCAGCCAGACCCAGCGUCCAGCCGGGUUUCCAAGCCCUUCUGGCUCACUGCCUCCAGCCAUGAUGAUUCAGGGACCGUCAUCAGCUCCAGGCCGGACUGGGUCUGUCUCCCCCUCAGAAUGUGCAGAAGCCUCGGCUGCACCACAAUGCCACAUCAGUCCUUGACCAGAGCCCCGGCAGGUGGCCAGUGGAGGCCUCUUCGUGCUGGGGAAGGGCGUUCCCGUCAGGGCUCAGGCGGCGAGGCCAGCUGUGGCCCAACAGGGCUCCUCAGUCCCUCCGCUGGCUCCUGGCUCCUCUUCUGGGUUCUUCUCGGGGGAUGUGGGGGGGGCGCCAUCCGUGGCCUUCUGAUGCUCAGUCUCUGUCUUUCAGGCCCGGGGCGGCUGCCAGGGAGCCACCCCCCCAGUGUCCACCGCUUCACCUGCUGGAGACCCCGGCAUUGUCAGCUCAGACGCAUCUAAUUAA